AAUGCCUUGUAGAAGGAGAAAGGGAAGGAAGUCUUAAUUUUCAAAAAGCACCAGAAGCAAUUCUUCAGCUUAUAUAAUGCACGUGACCUACCUCUCGACCUCUUUUCAGCUAGGGAAGUUUCUUGCCGAUCACGAUCGCGUCCUCGAACUUCACUCCUUCACCCUUAUCAAACACUCCGCCACCCCAAUCGAUACUGAUACUCGUCAACCGCCGUCUCAUGGAAGGCGCUCGCAUACAAUCCACACCUACGAUGGUCACUCCAGUGGAUGCGGAUCGUGCACUUCGUUUGAGAGAGAACAAGCGGCGGAACAGGCAACGGCAGAAAGACUACACUGCUAAACUUGAGUCCAGACUUCGCCGUCUGGAGUCCGAGGGGAUCAAGGCAACCCAAGAAGUGCAAUCAGCGGCUAGGAAAGUUAUCGAGGAUAACUCGCGCCUCAAAGCACUGCUUCGUUUCAAAGGCGUCGACGAACAUACUAUCAGCACAUGGACGCCAGAAGGCGAAACCGCUGUAUCAGAUGUUUCAAUGCCAACAAGACAUGGGAGAUGCACAACGGAAACAACCCGCCACCUUUCGACGCAAGAAAGCUUGCCUUCGCCACUUGAUGAGGGCCAAUCGGAAGCUUUUGGGUUUGCUUCUACGUUCUCAAGUGCGGAGCCAAACAAUCAAACCCCAUGUUCCUUGAACGGCGAAAGAGCACCAUCGAGCGAGUGUUCUACCAAAUUGGCUCCCUGCAAACUCAUGAGUCGCCUGGCCGAGAAUCCGAGCACGGAUUUGACACAGAUAGAAAUUUCCGAUCUUCAAGUCGAGGAUAAUGAUCGUAGUGGAAUGGAGUGCUCUAAAGCAUAUAAGCUAUUGAUGCAAUUCGCCACAAAUGAAGAGAAAUUGGACACGAUUUCUCAAGCGUUGGAAAGUGGUUGCACAAAAGGUUCAAGGGGGGGUUGUAAAGUUCGGAAUGAAGCCAUCUUAAGUGCGAUUGAUGAAGUUAGUUAAGACGAAUUUAUAGGAACAAUAGGAACCAGGUAGUUUAUCUGUACUGAACGGUAUGAAUCGAGGUUAUUGGGGAUUGAGACCGUCACCGGGAAGAAGCUCGUUGUGGAAAAAUUGCAACCAAGUCCUUCG
Molecule: messenger RNA, 1124 nt
Organism: Hyaloscypha bicolor E
Lineage: Eukaryota; Fungi; Ascomycota; Leotiomycetes; Helotiales; Hyaloscyphaceae
Exons: 2
Coding region: 252-995 (247 amino acids)
Source: RefSeq, a predicted model, not a curated record